AUGGCCGAAGACGUCUCAUCUGAUUGCGAAAUCGUCCCUACAGGAGACGGUCGCACCUUCCAUUUCCGGGUAAGGCUCUCGUCGCUCCGUCCUGGCCACGCUCUACGCAGCAGGACCGUCGACCUUGCUGGAUGCAGUUGCGCUGUAGGUUGCUUGCCCCGAGGUUCGUCCCCCAGCAUCUUGUUCGUUCUCGGUGUGCAUAGUAAUCCCGCUCUGGAAGCCGCUUCCAAGGUGUCCACCCACAUGGUUUUGCUCGAUAAGACAGGCUCGCCGGCGUCUUCGGUGGGGACAGGGAAAAUCCAAAAGUCCUCUUGCUCUGAUUAUAUGGAUGGUGUGUACGGUCUGGAAGCACGGAGGAGCGCUGUCAUGGCUAACUGUGUGGUGGACAACUACGUCGUGGUGUUGUGCUCCGUGGACAUCGACUGGACACCUCCAGCUUCAUCAAUCAAGGAUUUAGGUCAUGAUUUGGCCAUGAUGUUGGACAAACAAGAUCUGACAGAUGUUACCUUCGAUGUUGGCGGGGAGAGCAUCAGUGCACAUCGCCUGGUGCUCGCGGCCCGAUCAUCCGUCUUUAAAGCACAGCUUUAUGGCCCGAUGGCUGAAAGCAAGAUGACGUCUAUCACCAUCCAAGACAUGCAUGCCUCUGCCUUCAGAUCUAUGCUCUAUUACAUCUAUCAUGGUUCAUUGUCCAAUGCUGACAAAAAUGAUGUUUCUUCCACCAUGGCUCAAUACCAGCAUCUUCUUGUAGCCGCUGAUAGGUAUGGGUUAGAGGGGCUAAAGAAGAAUUGUGAGGACAAGCUAUGUGCCAACUGUAUCACAAUAGACAGUAUGGUCUCGUUGUUGGAGCUGGCAGAGGACCAUGUCUGCUACAAACUCAAGGCUAGGUGCUUUGAUUUCCUCGCUGAUGGUGACAAUUUCAAGAUGGUUGCGACAUCUGGUGAGUACCUCCGACUGAUGCAGACAUUUCCGACUCUGAUGGUUGAAGCACAGAACAGGUUCAAGAUACCACAUGAAAAACCGACCAGCAUGGGAACUCCAGCUUCAUCGGUAGAGCAGCUGCUCCUGGAUUUAGGUCAUGAUCUGGCCAUCAUGUUUGAUAAUCAAGAUCUUACAGAUGUUUCCUUCGAUGUUGGCGAGGAGAGCUUUAGUGCACAUCGCCUGGUGCUCGCGGCCCGAUCGCCCGUCUUUAAAGCGGAGCUCUAUGGCCCGUUGGCUGAAGGCACAAUGACUUCUAUCACCAUCCAAGACAUGGAGGCCUGUACCUUCAAAUCUAUGCUCCAUUACAUGUAUCAGGGUUCACUGCCCAAUACUGACACAAAUGAUGUUUCUUCCACCAUGGCUCAAUGCCAGCAUCUGCUUGUUGCUGCUGAUAGGUAUGGGGUAGAGGAGCUAAAGAAGAUUUGUGAGGACAGGCUAUGUGGCACUGGUAUCAUGAUUGACAAUGUUGUCUCUAUGUUGGAGCUGGCAGAGGACCAUGGCUGUCUCAAACUCAAAACUGAGUGCUUUGAUUUCCUAGCUAAUGGUGAACAUUUCAAGUUAGUUGCGACAUCUGCUGAGUACUUCUGUUUGGUGCAGAACUACCCGUCUCUCUUGGUUGAAAUGCGGAAUAGGUUCAAGAUAGCACAUGAAGAAUCGACUACCAUGAAUGUUGGUCCUCACAAGAGAAGCCGAGUGUGUUAG
Messenger RNA from Lolium rigidum, 1680 nucleotides. Its product is annotated as BTB/POZ and MATH domain-containing protein 1-like. Lineage: Eukaryota; Viridiplantae; Streptophyta; Magnoliopsida; Poales; Poaceae. Gene Ontology annotation, biological process: protein ubiquitination. The record is from RefSeq and is a predicted model, not a curated record. The transcript has a single exon. Bases 1 to 1680 code for a protein of 559 amino acids. Gene Ontology annotation, molecular function: protein binding.